AUUUUAUUUUUAGAAAGGCUUGAAGUUGAAGGGAAGGUGAUAAGGGAGCAGCAGAGAGAGUAAUACUGGGUGGACAGAACAGAACAGUUAUCUGAAUGGAUCUUCGUGUGCAGCACCCUGUUGAUGUUUCCCUUCCCUGCUUCUCUUAUUCUCAGAAUGUGAAGUUGCAAUUGCAAAGAAGGAGAUUAUCCACCGUUUCUUUUGCACUGGCUGAGACUGCAGCUUCAAUGGCAGUAGCUGUAACUGUUGUUGGUGCAGCAGCUACUCUUCUUGUAAAGAGAUCCAAAACUUCUGAGUCAACACAGAUUCAAUUCAAAGUAUGUGAAGAUUGUGGAGGUUCUGGUAUAUGUUCUGAAUGCAAAGGUGAAGGAUUCGUUCUUAGGAAACGUUCUGAUGAAAGUGCUGAGAAGGCAAGAGUGCAAGCUAAGAAUAUGGCCACCCGAUUCACGGCAGGGCUUCCAAAGAAGUGGAGCUAUUGCACAAAGUGCUCUUCUGGUCGAUCCUGUUCAACCUGUGGUGGCAGUGGAAAGCUAAGUUACUAGUUUAGCAUUACGUGUUGUCUACCCAGUUCAAAAGACAGUUAGUUCCUCAGCAUUUCACAUGCUCUUGUUUAAAUCCCGGUUCAGAAUGAGGCAACAUAAUGAACUCAAGCUGAUGAGUGGUUCACAUUCACUUGUUUUCCUUAAUUUAUUCUGCAUAAAGCAAAAUUGUAUAUGUAUGUAAUUCAAUGGCAGUGUAUAGUAUGCAUUUGUUGCAUUUGCAGCACUAGACAGAUGUUGAGUUUAAAUCGACCCAGUAGGGUCUUGAUAGAAUAGGACUUGAGUUUACUGUCAAUACACAAAAAGUAUUGGAAUUUGCACUAACUUGCACACUCCAUAUGCUCCCCAUGCAAAUUGUUGGAUAACACCCUGAUCACAUGUUAAUUGCUAACUUCUUUUAAACAUUCAGGUUAUGUCCGUA
Messenger RNA from Glycine soja, 960 nucleotides. RefSeq lists its product as uncharacterized. The transcript is spliced from 4 exons. Lineage: Eukaryota; Viridiplantae; Streptophyta; Magnoliopsida; Fabales; Fabaceae. The record is from RefSeq and is a predicted model, not a curated record. The coding region runs from base 96 to 542 and encodes 148 amino acids.